UUAGGCUAAGAAUUGAAUCCGCCGCCACCUCAAAAGUUGUCCACUUUCCCAAUCCCAAUACUAUUUAUAACCCGGUCAAACCACCAUGCCUCUAUUCCCAAUGGGCACUGGAGUUCAUGCGGAUAAAUCCCUAGGCGAUGCAAACACCUCUCCCGGUGUGACGGCGACGCAGGUGAAGAACCGUCGCAAAUGCUAUCUGGAUAUGCAUCCGGAGUAUUUCUCUGCAGACCUCGAGCUAGCUGACCCGUUGCUGUACGAUCGCUUGAUCCGUCGUUUUCAGACACCGGCCGAACGAGAGGCUGAAGGACGAGCUAAAGGAUUCUCCGGUAUCCUUCAAGCGGAUCUUGAUCGCUCUGAGGCCAAAUUGGAUGCUCUAGCUCAUCCGGAUCCCCACGCAAUGUUUAGUUAUACCCGUGGUCCAAACGGGGAGAUUCUCGCGGAAGACAAAGAUGAGAUACCGACGAGCAGGGAAGAAGGCGAAAAGAUCUGGCGAUGGGAGAUGACAUUGCGGUUUUUGCGGGGCGAAGAUCGUGACUUUGACUAUACCACUGUUGAUGAGAACGACGAUUAUGAUGACUGGAACGAAGAGCAAGAGCGGUACUUUGACAAUGAAGAACCUGAGUGGAUCGUGGAGGGUACAAAUGGUGGUAAUAUUCGAUCGCAGUUACAAGGGGAGACCGGUAUACAAGACUUUUGAAAUACCACCCAGUGUCUAGGGAACUGUGGUACUGCAAUUGGAUCACACUGAUGCAAGUCCUUGGCCGCAUCGCCCUAAGAAUUGAGGUCAUUGUGAGCCCCAAUGACUCUUAGGCCAGCACGCAGACAUGCCGAAAGGGAUUCUGGGGCUGUUUAAAAGAAUAUAUGCCUCGGGGGGUAACCUUAACACCUUUCCCCGGUCUGCCACAUGCUACUUGCCAUACUAGUAUGUGUAGCUACCAAGAUGGCAACAAAACUCGACGAAACUCGUGCCAUGGUGAGCAUUCGCGCAUGACCUGUCAGGAAACUACGGUUCUCAUACUUUUCACGGUGCCAAUAUCCGAUAUCUGGUACUUUUUAGUUUUCUUAAAAUUCUUAAAAUUUCUUUAUAUAUAUAUAUAUAUAUAUUAAAUUAUUAAAUUUUCA
This is a messenger RNA of Aspergillus alliaceus, 1122 nucleotides long. RefSeq lists its product as uncharacterized. The record is from RefSeq and is a predicted model, not a curated record. The coding region runs from base 86 to 697 and encodes 203 amino acids. Lineage: Eukaryota; Fungi; Ascomycota; Eurotiomycetes; Eurotiales; Aspergillaceae. The transcript is spliced from 2 exons.